Molecule: messenger RNA, 2537 nt
Organism: Durusdinium trenchii
Lineage: Eukaryota; Dinophyceae; Suessiales; Symbiodiniaceae
Source: the annotation of a GenBank genome assembly
AUCUGGUUGCCGGUUGCCGUAUUUUACACGUGGCAGACUCUCCCGUGGCAAACGACCAGAUACUAACUGGCCGACCCCACUCAAGACGCCCGUUGUGCGUGGAACCCUCAUGUGUUCAAUCGUCACCGCACGGGCGGACGAUCCGCUCGUCGUCCCUUUGGGAAAACCUGGAGAGGCCAAACAUGCAUCGCCGGCCCAUCGUCACCGCACGGCGCGGACGAUCCUUGUCCAUCAUUGCCAACAGCCACCAGCUUUCUUGCAAAGAAGAACACUUGCACUUCACAAGUUUGCAGGCUUUUCUUUAGACCCAGGCUUUGGGUUUGAUGAGUGCAACCUCUUUCACUGGUUGACCCAUGGGCAUCUGUGUGUUGGCUCCUUUUUUCUCGUUGUUUCCUUUUCACGGCGUGGCCAACGGGCCUUGGAACGCCCGCGUCCACGUUUGGCUCAAGAGGGGAUGCGGACCGAGCCGAACCGUGACGCGGGGAUGCGGCCAUAUGCGGCCAGGCGCUGAUGUGUGGGAUUUUCGCCUACAUUGGUGACAAGGAGGCAGCUGCCUUGCUCAUCACUGCUUUGAAGCGCCUGGAGUACCGUGGCUACGACUCGGCGGGGAUCGGUGUCCAUGGUGUACCCAUCAAAGUGCGGAAGAAGGUGGGCAAGGUGGCAAACCUGGAAGACGAUGUGUCCAAAGCGAUUGACACGGUGAAAGGCACCAUGGGCAUUGCGCACACGAGAUGGGCCACCCAUGGAAAGCCCUCAGAUAUCAACGCGCACCCUCAUGCAACGACGCAGUCGAGCAUUGCAGUGGUGCACAACGGAGUCAUUGAGAACCACCGAGCGCUCAAAGAGCAGCUGUCGGGCAAGGGCUACCAGUUCAUCAGCCAGACAGAUACUGAACUCCUGGCUCACCUCGUCGAGGACCUCAAAGGGCAGAUGGGGAAUGCCAGUUGGCUCGAGGUGGUCGCUACAGCACUGUGCCUCUGCGAAGGGGCUUAUGGCGUUGCAUUCAUUUUCCAGGACGAUCCCGACCUGAUCAUCGGCGCCCGCAAGGGGUCGCCCCUGAUCCUGGGGGUUGGACACGGCGAGCACAUGCUUGCCAGUGAUGCAUCUGCCAUCGUAGAACACACCAAGGACGUGGUCUACCUACGUGAAGGAGAGAUCGUUGAAGUCCGGCGGUCUGGGUUCAAGGUGCAUGACCUGGAGAAGGUCGUGAGGAAGUUGGGGAAGAACACCAUAAGCCCACGACCAGAUGAUGUGGAAAACCCCAUCGUGAGGCUGGAGCUGUCGCUCGAGCAAAUUGAGAAGGGUGGCUACAAGCACUUCAUGCUGAAAGAGAUCAUGGACCAGCCCAACGCCAUGCGGAACUGCCUCCGUGGCCGGAUCUACCAACCAGCGGAAGCACCCGACCGCUGGGAGAUCAAGCUUGGAGGCUUGGAGAAGGCCAAAGAGGGCGCCCUCAAUCCUCAGAGCCCACUGGAGAGGAUGGCAAAUGCCUGCAGAUUUAUUUUCGCGGCGUGUGGUACCUCCUGGCAUUCGGGCCUCAUUGGCAAGUAUGCUUUCGAGAAACUUGCUGGAGUGAGAGCAGAAGUGGAGUAUGCCAGCGAGUUCAGAUAUCGCAAGCCCUUGAUCUGUGACUCGGACUGUCUCAUUGCAAUCUCCCAAAGUGGGGAGACAGCAGAUACCUUGGAGGCCAUUAAGAUGGCCAAGGAGCAUAAAGCCUUGACCAUUGGUGUGGUGAACGUGGUGGGUUCGAGCAUUGCUCGUGAGACCGAUUGCGGCAUGUACCUACAUGCUGGGCCGGAGAUCGGAGUGGCUUCCACCAAGGCUUUCACCUGCCAGGUCAUAGCACUUCUCUUAAUGGCACUUCGUUUGGGCAAGCAGCGUGGUGCACUCUCGGAAGAGAUGCUGAACAUGUACUGUGCGGCCCUGAACGCCGUGCCGGACAGUAUAGAGAAGUGGAUGUCUUCCUUGACCGAACAGACCCAGGUGAUUUCGAAGAACCUCCGCUUGGCCACCAAUGCGCUCUUCAGCGGCAUGGGGGUCCACUUCCCGGUGGCCUUAGAGGGAGCACUCAAGCUCAAGGAGAUUUCCUACAUCCACGCCGAAGGCUUUCCAGCCUCCGAGAUCAGGCACGGAGGCAUCACGCUGAUCCGGAACUUUGUGCCGGUGAUUUGUAUAGCAAUGAGGUCCGACCCUGCUUACGAGCAAAUCAAGCAGAUGGUCCGUGACUUCAGGCACAAGGGUGCAGCUCUCCUGGUCCUCACGGAUGAUGGUAACACCGACUUUGCCGGUGUGGCACACUUCACCCUGUGCUGUCCGGCCACAAAGCUGGAGAUGCAGCCCUUGAUUAGCUGCAUACCCUUGCAGCUGCUGUCCUACCACAUUGCGGACAUGAGGGGCUGCUCCAUAGAUCAGCCACGGAAUCUGGCGAAGAGUGUGACCGUUGAGUGAGCAGUGGGUCUUCUUCCUCGCAGUUUCGUGAGGUGGUGCUUUUAAGGUCCUAAUUCUUUGGCUGCCCUCUGUGAUAAUUACAACGUUGG